This is a messenger RNA of Zonotrichia albicollis (white-throated sparrow), 15595 nucleotides long. The record is from RefSeq and is a predicted model, not a curated record. Lineage: Eukaryota; Metazoa; Chordata; Aves; Passeriformes; Passerellidae.
UGGCAUUGUAUGAGCACAGAAGGCAGCAAUGGGAGUAUGCAGUUUCCUACUGAAGAGGUCUCUCAAGAGCUCAUGAUUUUUUUCCAUCUCUCCUCUUGACAUUGCUCCUGCUCCACAGACAUGGCUCACCAUGCCAGGCCUUCCAGAUCAGCCAAAAAAGAAGAGUUUGGCAAAAGGAAAACUAACCAGGGCAAAAAGAAAUCUAGCCAAGUGAGAAAGAAAAGCACAAAGGCUUCCACAAAAGCUGUUAGUUCUGGAAAAGGUAAAAAGCCAGUGCAAGAAAAAGAUGUUAAGAAAAAACAGCAAGAAAAGAAACCAAUCAUGAGCUCUUCAGGUAGACUUCUCAGGAGCAAUGUAACCUUGUCUGGAGCCUCUUGGGUGAGUUUGGAGAAGGCUGACAGUAUCCUCUUCCACAGCCAGGAUUCUUUCAGCAUCAACGGCUUCACCAUGGCUCUCCGGAACCGAUCCUUCUCCAGAAGCUUGGCCCAAACUCCAAUAACUGCAAAGCCCAGGAAAGCUGCAGCACAAAAAAGGCUGGAAACAAAGGAAAAACAUGAACAAGAUGCCCUGGCAGUAGUAGAAGAGAAAAAUGAUGAAAUAGCUUUGAAAGAAGGUGUAGCUCAAGAGGAGUUAGCUGCUCUGCCUGUGGAGGGCUGGCUGUGUGCUGCAGGUGAGGAGGAGCCUGUUGUCCCGUGUGCCAGCCAGCACCAGGAGGCAGAAAUAUCUGAAACAGGUGACUCCAUUCCAAACACUCACCUAAUUGAUGAUGGUACAGAAGCUUCAGAGCUGAAAGCUAAGCUUGAAGACCUGCCCUGUGAGCAGAUACUCAGUGACCUUGCUACAGGUAGUUUGGCUGAAGCAUUUGUUGAAAGUGCUGCCCUGGUGCUUCCAUCUUCUCCUUCUGACUCUCAAAUUGCCUCUGAAUCAAACUCAAAGGUGCUUGCAGAGGCUCCCUUCAGUGUGGUGCCCAACAGUACAGAACCUGACUCCGGCUCUGUUGAUACCUCAGGCCUCAGCUCUGCAGUGCUGAUAGAGUCAGUCACACUUGCCAAAUUCCACAUUGGAGCGGGGUUGGACAUGGUGCUACCUAGCCAAGAGCAAGGCUUGCAUUCUGCGUCUCUAGUUACCUCUGAGUUUAACUCUCAAGAACAUUUAUUACAAGAUGCAAGGUCACUGGCAGAUUCCUGCUUGAAGGCAGGCUGGGGUUUGGAAUCUGAGAAUAAAGACAUUGGUUCAAAUUCCAGUUCUGUAGCUGCCUCUGAAUCCAAUUUGCUUUUACAUUUUGAAGGUGCGAGCUCACUUGCAGAGUACCCCAUGAAACUGGUUGUGGAUUUUGUACCCAUUCACAGAGAACUUGAUUCAAAUUCAGAUUUGAGCUUUACAAAAGAGAAUUCAGAAUUUGACACAAAGAACAUAUUUAGAGUAUGUGAACCAGUCUCCAAUACCUCUUUAAACAACCUUGAAGUAGAGGACAUUGAACAGCUUGUUAAAUGUAUUGAUGCAGAGACAUUAAUUUUGAAUUCAGGGUAUGUCCCCACUUUAUCUUCAGAUUUAGGAAGAAGCACAGUUGAUAAAAUCUCUGCUGAAAGCUCUGGACAAUUCUCUGCAGGUUUUGUUUCAGAGUUGCCUUCAAGCAUGGAAAUCUCUGCUCUUGCCUCAGCAAAAGCCAUAAAUGCAGAUUUGCCAGCUGACUCAAGACUGCAGCAUAAUGAUUAUUCAUCACAGCUGGGAAGUGUCGGAGCAAGCUUGAAUUUGGUUCAGGACAACAACGUGAACACCAGCACUGAGGCAGCUGAGGCCUCAGGGCCAUACUCUGUUAAAAAUCCAGCUGGUGAUUACCCUCUUCCAUACUCAUCUCUGCUCCCCAUGCUGGAGAAGAAGAAGCGGAGGCGGUGUGGGGUGUGCGAGCCCUGUCUGCGCAAAACCAACUGCGAGGAGUGCAGCUGCUGCAGGAAGCGCAAAACCAGCCACCGGAUAUGCAAAAAGAGAAAAUGUGAGGAGCUGAAAAAGCCACCGCCGCCAGUCAUGCUGCCUUUUGAGGUCCUAACAGAAAACAAAAGGCCUCAGAGGAGGAAGCAAAGAGUUUUAAAGGCACAUUUAGAAAACAAAGCAGUCAAUGGCCGCAGACCAGAACUCAUGGAAUGCAGUAUAUGUGGUCAUGGUGAAAAAUACAGGGUGAAGACAAGCCAAGCAGUGCCCAUUGAGAAUGUGCAGUGUAAGGAGAAGGAGAGCAUGACUGGCCUGGAAGCAGAGAGGUGGGCACAUGCAGAGAAGCCAUCCUUUGGUGUCCAUGUCAAUGGUGACACCCACGGAGCUGUGACAGGCACCCAACACUUGAACCACGCUGAGCACAGCCCAGCCUCUCCCUGUCACCUCCCUGAGCCAAAAAAGCCCUCGGUGCACCCCUCCAGAAAUGGCAUCAGCACCCUGCAUUAUUCACCACCAGAAGCAGCUCCCUCACUGAACAAAGCCCCUGCAGAGGAAAGGACAGACCUGACAAGCAACUCCCACAUGCAAUGGCCAACGGGUGGCACUCUGAGUAACAUAGUAAGCACUCUGACAAGCGGCCCUGGCUGUGUUCACCCAGAAAACCAAGGGGAUGUUUCAAUGAAAGAGGAAAACUGCACCUGCAGCAUCUCUGAGUGCUCUGAUCAGUCAGUUUUGCAGACAGGUUCCAGCUUGGAUGUGCAAGAAAGCUUGAGUUGUCCUCUGCUGCCUGAAGGGGAGCUGCAGGCAGGGAAGGAUGGCCUUACAGUACCAAGUGUGGAGACACAGCCUGAGAAUACUGCACUCCAGCCCACUUUCUUGUCCCUGAUUAAAACCAGAAAUUUAACUCUGGAGCAGGUUGUAGCUAUUGAAGCUUUAACACAGUUAUCUGAAGCUCCUUUAGAAACAACUUCACCAGCUAAAAGUGAAAGUACUGAACAUGUAGGAGAAACAACUUCCCACUUGCUCCACAGUUUUGAAAGGGAUAUCUCAUCCUCCUUUACAUGCUCUGCAUUACAAGAAAUCAAAGACACUUACUUACAGAAUGAGCAGCAGCUCCUGGCUCACUGCGCUCACCCGCACACGCAGCUCCCUAAUAAGGCAGUGUUGUACAAUGGCCAAAGUUCAGUGUCUGAGCUGUGUGAUAAACCUGCCAGUCCAGCUGGGGAGAUGUAUAAAUUACAGUCACCCUCAAGAGAUACCAAACCUUUAUCUGACCUAACAUCUAAUGCAGCAUCGUUUUCGGGAUACGAUUCCAACAAAAGUUGUGUUCCUGAUCCAGUCCCCCUCUCAGGGUACUGCAAUGCUUCAUGUGAUGUCCAGCAUUCAGGGGACAACUUGGAAGCUCCUGGCCAGUUAGAGCAAAAGCCAUCGUGUGGUGAUGUGAAAUUGGAAGGUGGUUCUUUGGUUAAAGAAGGAGGGAUUCACAGCCAGGAUGAAGAGGACGUGGCUGCACAGCUAACUCAACUGGCAGCCCUGAUUGAAUCCAACCAGACGAAUCCAGAGCACAAGAACAACAUAAAGGCAUCCCUGCUUAAUCUAAUAUCACAUGAGAGGCAGCCAAAAUAUAACCAAGAAGUGGUGCAGAAAAAAGAAUCUGUAUUUUUUAGGCGUAAUUAUAGUUCCUUGCUGUUGAAGCAAAAGCAGGCGACCAAUAAGAAAGGAAAUGGUGUGCCAUGGAAACAGAGACACAGAAAGAAGCCUCAAGAAGCACGCUAUCAACAAAAUAAUCAAAACCAGCUAGAGCUGUUGUCAUGCCAGCAUAGGGAGUUGCAGGACAUUUGGAUAUCAUCAAAACUGCAUAAGCUUGGUCAAACCAUGCCACAGGACUCCAGGGUGGCUCCAUCUGAAAAAAAAUCUCCGAGAACCAAAGUACAGAGAGCGCUCAGUCAAAACACUUUAGCAUCACAAGAGAAAACUAGAUUAUUUCUUCCACAAGCACAGAUAAAAUUCCACAGGUGCUUACCUGAGGCACCACAGGAGAAAAAAAAAGACAGGUUGUUUGGCUGUGAAGCAGUGAAUGAGCAAAUGAAAACUGUGGGCUCCAGCGACCCACUAGGUGCUGAUCCAAUGAAAAAUGAAGUUGCUGCACGUAGCCAGCACAGCGACCUGUCCUCCUGUAAUCCUCUGGCUGGCUCUCAGCUGAAAACAGCAUCCUUGUUGAAAAGGCCAACUGAAAACCUACAGAUGUUUACAGAAAAAUGUAAUUCUCAGGUACAGCAAACAGCAAAUGUCAGUCAGGCGCCUCCUUUGCCAGCAAGCGUUAACCGGUGUGACGUGAGAGCUAACCAAGUGUGUAGUGAGAGCAAAGCCCAUGGGCAGCAGGGGACACAGCAGGCAGAGCCGAAGUGCCAGGUGCUGCCUGCUCCCUGUGCUGGGGCCCAGGUGCCAGGUGCUGCUGGAGCUCUCAGGAAUGUGGAGUGUGUGGGUGAGGUGACCGUUCUGACAUCAACCAGAGUGGGUGCUGACCACGCCCCGAGCACAGGCGACUCAGGGUGUUCCCCAGCAAAAAACACGCUCAGCAGUUUCCUUGAAUCACCCAUGAAGUUUCUUGAUACCCCUACAAAAAAUUUAAUAGACACACCUACCAAAAAAGGACAAUCUGAAUUGCCAACUUGUGACUGUGUUGAGCAAAUUAUAGAAAAAGAUGAAGGCCCCUAUUACACACACCUCGGGACAGGACCAAGUGUGGCUGCUGUGAGAGAAAUCAUGGAGAACAGGUAUGGAGCAAAAGGAAGUGCUGUAAGAAUUGAGGUGGUGGUUUAUACAGGAAAGGAAGGAAAAAGCUCUCAGGGGUGUCCAAUUGCCAAGUGGUCGUUCUUGUGCAUGUCAAGGACUUGACCCAGAAACUUGUGGAGCAUCAUUCUCAUUUGGCUGUUCAUGGAGUAUGUAUUUCAAUGGCUGUAAGUUUGCCAGGAGCAAAAACCCCAGGAAAUUUAGGCUUCUCACUGAUGACCCUAAACAAGAGGAACUUCUUGAAAACAAUUUGCAAACGUUGGCUACUGAUGUGGCUCCGGUUUAUAAGAAGCUUGCUCCAGAAGCUUUCCAGAACCAGGUGGAAAACGAGCACAUGGGCCCCGACUGCCGGCUGGGCUGCAAGGACGGCCGGCCCUUCUCGGGUGUCACCGCCUGCAUCGACUUCUGUGCCCACGCCCACAAGGACACGCACAACAUGCACAACGGCAGCACCGUGGUGUGCACCCUAACCAAGGAGGACAACAGGAGAGUGGGGGUGAUCCCGAGCGACGAGCAGCUGCACGUGCUGCCGCUGUACAAGAUAUCCCAGACCGACGAGUUUGGCACCGAGGAGGGCCUGGAGGCCAAGAUCAAAGCCGGAGCCAUCCAGGUGCUCACAGCGUUCCCCAGGGAAGUGAGGAUGUUGGCUGAGCCUCUCAGAGCCGCCAAGAAAAAGAAACCAGACACAAGGAGGACCCCGAGUGAAAAGCAGCCAUUAAUAGAUAAAAAAUAUUCAACACCGGUAAAACUGAAAACUGAAGCCCCAGAAAAUCUUGGCAACGCUUUGCAUUGUUUAGGGAACAAACCAGAUGCUUUAAAACCUGGGAUAAAAAUGGAGCCUUCCAACCACCUUUAUGCCAUGAAACAUACUUCAAACACUACUAAGAAUUGCUCUUUACUGAAGCAGUACACGGCCUCCUCCCCCUUUAAGGUGGAUGGUUUACAUCCUUACCCAUCUCUCACACACAAGUCUGGCCUGACUGCAGUGACUAACAUUCAACAAGAUUUUUCAGUUCCCUACGGGUAUUUUGAAUGCAGUACCAAGCAACCUCACGUGCCACCUUACGUUAGCUGCAAGAGCUUUGAUGUGUCAGUGAAGGAUUAUACUGGAAUUGUGCUGGACGAGGAGGUGAACGGCGUGCCACCCGUUCUGCCCCAGGUCACUGCUCCAGGCCCCCCGGGCCACACAGAGCCCCUGCCCACGGUACCUGAGCAGCAGCCAGACCAACAGAGCUGCCAGCUUCAGCUGGACACCUGUGCCCCCCCAGAGCCGACCAGCUCCUGUGACCCAGCGCUCCCACCGAGCUCCCUGGCACAGGACGCCCUCGCACCCGCCGCCAACUGCUCCCAUGGGUGCCCCCUGGAAAAGGGCAGCUCCCAUGGGGGACAGAGCUGUGACUUGGACUGUGCUGAUGUAAAGCAAAGCAGUGAACUGGGACAGGCAGCUGAUUCUGAAGAAAAGGCUGAGGAAUUGUGGUCAGACAGCGAGCACAAUUUUUUGGAUGAUGACAUUGGUGGGGUUGCUGUGGCACCUUCUCAUGGUUCUAUCUUAAUUGAAUGUGCGAGACGUGAGCUCCACGCUACCACACCAAUCAAAAAACCCAACCGCAAUCAUCCCACGAGAAUUUCUUUAGUUUUUUACCAACACAAAAAUUUAAAUGAGCCAAAACACGGUUUAGCCAUGUGGGAAGCCAAGAUGGCCGAGAGGGCGCGAGAGAAAGAAAAGGAGGCGGAACGCCUGGGAACGGAGAACGCCGAGCUGGGCUCCAGCAGCAGGAAAGCAAAGCAGCCGGGUGAAAACAGAGAUAUCUUUUAUGAAGACAACGAGUUCAACCAAAUUCCAUCGCGCAGAGCGCUGACAGUGACCAAGGACAACGUGAUCACAGUGUCUUCGUACGCCCUGACGCGAGUGGCAGGGCCCUACAACCACUGGGCGUAGCGUGCGGGGGCCGGCACACGCUGCUGCUUUCAGGGCUCACACACAACAAGCCUCGUGUCCUUUACUCUUUGCUCAUCUCAACCAUUCUAAGGCUGAGGUAAAAACAAAAAAAAAGGGGGGGGAUUUCUUCUUAAACUGUGACUUUAACAUUUGGUGGUGCUCAAGCACAUUUUAAGCAAAAAAAAAAAAAGUUGUAUAGUUUUAAUACAUUCUAAAGAAAGAUUUUGGUUAGGUUAUUAACCUUGAUUGAAUCAUUCAGUUUAUUACCUUUAGGAAUUUAUAUUUUGGUGCUUUGAAUCGUCUGUUUACUACAAAAAUCAUUUAUAGCUAUUUUAACAGGUUCACAUUUUAUGGUGUUAAAUCAAGUUAUACAGUUAUAGCUCUACACAGCUCUUGGUGCUUAACCACAUCAAACAGUUAAAAAUAAAUAAGCUGAAUUAUUACUUCAUGGUGCCAUUGCUUUAACAACUUCCAACCAUUGCUGUAUAGUCCAAAUUACAGACCAAUCUUUUAGAAAACCAACUAAUUUUGUUCUUUAGAUUCGUCAGUAGAAUGAAGUUAUUGGUAAUGAUGGCUGGAAGUUGUUUCUAAGCUGUAAAUAUAUAUUUUAAAAGCACUUUCUAUUUUUAAAAUUAACUUGAAAUAGUAUAGUAUAAGGAUCAUAUUGUCUAAGGUUUGUGCAUACUCUACAGAAGAAAUGAUUUUGUUCUUGCUGUGCAGAGUUCCAUGGUGUCACAGGUGCAGGAUGUAUGCUGACAGCAUAUGUGGUUGUUUUCAACUUGCCCUUUUUCACUGAAGAUUUUAUGUGGCAUAUAAACAAGCAGUUAUGAAUUAUAGAACCUUUUUGUUCUUUUCCAAGAGAGUGUACAAACGUGCAAGAGGAGAUGUCUGGUCAAUCUGUGUGUUGCUAUUGGGAGUUAUGAAUAUUACCUGGUUUUUUAAGGCAGCAUUUGUUAUGGUUUCUUUGAGCAAUAAGUGCAUCAGUGUCAUUUGUUUCCAGCCUUCUAAGUUAACAUGGCAGCCAAAUGUUCCUAAUGCCUCAGGGGUAGGAUUGCUUUGGGAUAAAAAGCUACCCCCUAGAGUUGCCUUAUUGUGUUCUGAUAGAAAAAAUUAAUUUGGGAAAAAUACAAAGGACGUGUUGGAAAACAAUCAAAUUUCUAAUAUUUAGCAGCAAAGUUUUUGUUAAUAACCUAUCUGUUAUAUUCACCAACUUUCUGAGUUCAGUUUUUUUACAAAAAUGUUUUGUAAAUUUUUGAAGCAAUUUAUACUUUUGACAUGGAAACGGUUAACACCCUUCCUUGAAAUUUAUGUUCUUCAUUUCUGUUGAGAAAGUGACAUAUCACAAAAGGAGAAUUUGCUAAACCAGAGGAAAAACAGACACUCCAUUGCUUUUAAAUACUGUAGCAUCCCACUCUUCUUUCUGAUUCUCCUCUCCUGUGUAUUUCUUGUUUAAACUUAUUUAUUGAAACAAAUGACCAAAUGACAGCAUAGCUAAGGACUGACCUCAUCCUGCAGCUUCUUCCACGUGGGCUGGCUGGGGGCAGGAGGAGCUGUGUGGUGCUGUGCCCUCUGUGCCUCAGCCUGUGGGACGUGCUCAUCACAUACUUGACACAGUUAUACUGUGGUGCUGCUGCCCAGAGGAGUGUCAGCUGCCUGGAUCUGCUUCAUUUCAACACAAGGUGCUUUUCCCUGGAGGAGCUGAAGUGCAGGAGCUCCAUUGCAGUUUGGUACGAGGCGCGUGGGUGUUUGACACCCAGAGCCAGUCAGGACCUUGGUGCUACAAAUCCUUUGGUGCAGGGCAGAUCCAGGAGACUCCUCUGGAGCCAGGGCUGCAGCAGCAAUCCCUGGGGCAUAAUCCUGGCUCCAGUUCUGCACAUUCCUGGCCAGGCUGACAAAGCUGGUAAUGGCAGAGGGUGGAGGAAUUGAACCAGUUCUUUGGAUCUUACCUAUUUGAAGUAAAACCUGUAAAAACCGGGUAUGCUGCAAAUUUUAGUUCGAAGCUUAAUAUUAGUUCAGAUAGAGGAUAUGAAGGGAUUGUAAAUAAUGAUGAAACAGAACCAAUAUUAUGGCAUUGUUUUGUACCAGCAGUUUUAUGCUUAUUGACUAUGUAAUAUACAGUAUACAUCAAAUCAUUUUGGUAUUUUGUGUGCCUUAGAUUUCCAUUUCCAAACUUGUAUAUUUUUGGUGAGCCGAAGUUGAGCAGGAAUUGCAGCUGCCCAUCCAGUCAGGGGUGCUGUACAUUCCAUAGCUGCUCAGCCAUGUUCUUGUCCCACCAUGCAGAGAUUCAUUUCUUGGUUUCACUGAGAGCCCUGACAGCUUCAGUUUCUGCAAUGCUGUAAUUCAGCACUCUGCUGUGACAGAUUUCCUACACAAAGUUGGUAAGCUACAGAGCCAUCUCUACCUUUUAAACUGUUCAUACCAUUAAAGUGAAUCAUUUUUACUUGAAUCUUCUCCUACAAAUGCCCACAUUUAACUUACUGGAAACUUCAGAUUAAAAUGUUCCAUUGAAAAACCAGCAGCUUCCCUCUAAGAAGUGAGGCACUGAAAGGUGGAUCUGAAAGGAUCCCUUCAAACAGGUAGCCCAAUGGCAAUUCUAACAAAGAAAUGUGUAUCUUAACAUAAUUAAUACUAUUAACUGAUAGGUGCUAAACUCACAGUUACUACUUCAUUAAUGUUACUUACAUGAGAGAAAUAUAUCACCCACACAACAGCAGAUCACCCACGGUGCUCUUUCCUUGGCUUUCACCUAAAUUGCUUUUUCAGCAUCUCCUGCCAGGCAGGUUGGGCACUUCCACUGCCUGCUGUGGUUUGAGAAGCUGAUCCUUCCUCUUGCUGUACUGCAGUAUAGGAAAUGCAAAUAUUUACUGCUUCUACAACUCUGUGCUAUUUCUUGUAACACUUCAGGAUAUUUAUCAGUCUUGUACACAAAUUGCAUUGUUUUCAGUAAGGUUAUCAUUUUAUAACAGUGUUUAUCUCUUGAAGUCUUCAACUCUGUGGGUCUGUUCUUUCCUUUGCAACCCACACAACCACACGUAAUUUGCUCUUAGGUUUUAACCCAAGUCCUUCGUGGAUAGCCAGACCAGGAGCUGGAUCAGGAAUGAAGGUAGCUGGCUUGGUCAGACCUGCAUGUUUUAUUGGGUUUCCAUCAGCUGGCACAAUGUUCUGGGUGCAAAUCCUGCCCAUGGAUUCAUUGUGGGCUGGCAGUGGGGUGUGCUUGUCUCUGGAUCCGUUCUUACAGUGUGCCAGGAAAAACUGUCAUGAUAGCACAGGGCACCUCUGACUCCCCAGAAUUGUCUCAUCCCUCUGUCCCCUGGCUCCAGCUGCACUGGGAGGGAGGAGCAGGGCUUGUUUGGCUCCCUGGGGGACUCACUGCCCUUGUGUCCACUUAAACAGUGAUUUACUGAUUGUUCACAUGCUGCUGUAUUGCAGGAAAUAGAAAGAAAUAUUUCUAUACAUACCUUAGUCACAAGAUCCAAGAAGCUUUUUAACUACUUACAAAUAUUUGCAGCUUCCAGCCUGUAACAGUUGUAUUCAGAUUUUUUAAGGACUUUCUAAGAAUGUUAACUGCUGGUGAAGGUCCUUGUGUUACCUAUGACAGGGCUCCUCUAGAUGUAGAACAGAAAUAACUGCAGUUAAUCUGGAGCAACAUUUUGUGUUUAGCAUGGGUAAGUGACAACUUGUCUAGUACUCAAGAUUCUACCAUACAACUGUAUGGGUUUUUUUAAAGAGCUUUUUAAUUUCAUUGCAGUAUUAACUGAAUAUGGUGGAUUAAAUCUGGGUCCUGUUGCAGCCCUGCUGACUCCAAAGGGCUCAUCCAUGAGGUUUUCAAUUGGAUGGAUGUGGACAACAGUGGACCAACAUUUGUGCCAACUCAGAGUCAGUCUUGCUCUUUCACUUCCCUUGUAGCUUGUCUAAUGUUGAAAUUAGCUCCAUUUAUCAAGCAGUCACCAGCUUUGUGAUCCAUUUAUACAUCUGGUUGUUUCUUUUCCAUAGAAAUCCUGUCAUUUCUAGGCUAUCAGGAGGGAAUGGCUGCGCUCUCAGAUACAGAAAACUCAAUUGCACGGCCACUUGCAUGCUUUGUGUGUUAACACCAGACACAUUCAGGCAGUGUGGGAGAAACUCCUUCUGGCUGAUUGUGGUCACUGAAAUUCAGCUUAGGGUCUUUGUGAUGUCUGUAGCACUUACAGAGGAGGAGCAGUGCAUCACUUUUGGGAAUUGCUGCUUUAGCAGGGGUUGAUGGGACUUGCAGGAGGAGGUGUGGAGGGAAUGUCUUUGUAUGGUACUGCCCUGCAAUGUCAGUGUCACAGCACUGCUCUGGCCACUGAGGUGUUUCACUGUGGGGAUCGGGUACAAAUUCACUCCUUUCUGCAGUUCCUCCACAGGCAGAAAUCUCUCCUUUGGUCUCUGCCUGAUAAUCUGGUGUAAAAAAGCACCAGAGGAGGGAGAGAGUUGGCCCCCAUUGUCAAUGUGCACACACAAACAAGGCAGCAAGUGCUGCUGUCAUGGGCAGCCUGCUGCCCUCUGCCCCAGCACAGGGAGCACAGGGAGCUGCUGGUGCUGCUGCUGGAGCUGCUGGAGCUGCUGGAGCUGCUGGAGCUGCUGGAGCUGCUGCUGGCACUCCAUGGUCUCCAAGGCCCUUUCCAGCCUUGGUGGCUCUCUGCACAGCACAGCUAAAUCGCAGGCAAAGCUGUGAAGGUACAGUUGGGUUUUGAGUCAGCCUUCUGUGUACAUGUGGUUGCCAUGGUACUUCUUGAUACUAACACUUCUGUUAGUCCAUCUGACUUUAAAUUCAGUGGCUUAUUUUGUCUGUGACACACUCAACAUUCUCCUUGAAUCUAAACAGUGACCAGUGGCAGCAGUCUAGAGGAUGUGGCUACUUACUCUCAGCAAUUCAGGAAGUGGUUUCAGUCUCCUCUGGGAUUACCUGAUGUUUAGCCAGCCUUUCCAAGUUGUCCACAUUCUGCUUUAGGAUGUUGCUACAAAAUUGUGAUUACAUCAAGGAAGGAGUUUUACAUUCGAGGUUUGCUGAAAGGCCAAGGAUUUCUAAUAGAACCUGAUCAGGCACCAGGCUACAUAUGGAUCACUUCCCCUAAGGAGAGGUUGAAUAUGUGCUGUGUUUGUUACUUCCCUGUUAAAGCCUUUCUGGUGCUUUUAGAGAACAGGCAGAACUUUUUAAUACUGUCACAUUCUUGACUGAAUUAUGAAGACUUAGUGUUACAUGAUGUUGAGUUGUGUCCCUGAAAAUCACUUAACAUGGCUGGUGUGGAUUAGUGGGUACCACUUUUACUCUGUGCAGCUCUCACUGGAUUCUCUGGCCAACUUUCUCCAUGCUCUUUCCAAACCAUCAGCUGUGCUCAGUCAUUGUCACCUGCUGCUGGAUGCUUUCAGUGCUUGUAACUCCUUCAAGGGUUUCUCCCUUCACAGCCCUGGCUCAGCACUAACGCUGCCAGCCUGCCCGUGAGCCCCUGCGCUCUGUCCUGCUUGGGAGUCAGCCACCUCCACCCCAGCAGUGUCACACUGAGCUGUUCUCCUUGGACUCUCCCCCUGAAAUCCAUUUCUUUUACAUCCAGUCCCCUGGAACAGGCUGCCCAGAGAGCCUGGGGAUGUUCCAUCCCUGGAAGUGUCCCUGGCCAGGUUGGACAGGGCUUGAAGUAACCUGGAGUGGUGGAAGGGGGUGGAAGGAGGUGAGCUUUAAGGUCCCUUCCAAUCCAAACCAGUCUGAUUCCUUGAUUUUAUAUUCUGGAUGUGACAGCUCCAGGGCUUUUACUUCACAUUUUCUCAUACAGAGCCUAGAAUAUUACAGGUGGGAUUUUUUUAAUGUCCACUUCAUAAUCUGUCACAGUCACUGUUUUCUUACUUUUUAAAAUCAAAUAAUCAGUUUUCCAGUUAAUUUUCAGAGUUUUUUGGUGCAGUUGUUACAAUCUGUUCUUGUAUCUGCAAGUAGCCAAACAAAAGAGACUUUGCAAAACCAUCAUCCCCUGAGAAGGACAAGUCAUUCCUUCUCAGAGUACAGGAUUUCUUCAUGUGGGUUGCAUCUCUGAGUCCUCUUGUCUUUUGAGUCACUUUUAACAGCUCUGCUCCAUUCCUGCCACCAGACAGCUGCUGCAGCCCUGCAUGAUUGCAAGAGCAGGAGUGUUUCUUUGCAUCUUCUUUAAACCUUAGCUCAGUCUUUGUGAGAUAUCCAGUGUAUGUUAAAUGCCUGAACUAACACAGGACUGCUUGGAAAACAUGUUCUUCCUCUGUGGCAAAAAAUGGAAUUGAAGGAGCUUGAGAAGAAAAGAAGGUGGUUACUGCCUUUUAUUAGAGGGUAUUGAGGUGGCAGCAUUGCUGUUUCUUUGUCUCUCUGAGAAUUAAGACUUUAGGAUUUUUUCCAAUCCUGUUCCCAGUUCACCGUCCCAGCAACUGCUCAUGGUGCUCAACCCUGUACUGCUAAGCUUCAGCUGUAAAAGGUACAAGUUGUUUCUUGGUGCUGUAUCCUUAAUUCCUCCAGACAGUGUAUUUCCCUUUCUUCUGCUGGGCCAUAAAAUGGCAUUUUCCACACACACUUCUGCUCCAAUGGCAGAAUCUUCCAGCAGCAUCCCUGCAGUGGGGUGCUCAGUGCCUGAAUGUGACAGGUCUGUGUGACCCCAGUGGUGCUUUUGCCCACACCCUGCUCCCCUUGCAGACACUGCUCAGAAGCUGCAGCUGUGGGCAGGGCAGGUGGGCACCAAACUCCAGAGCUACCCCCAGAGCAGCUGAGCUGUGCCCCUCUUGGUGCUGCUUUGGGUGUUCAGUUGUGCAGUUGUUGGCACAGAACGUUUUAAUGCUGUCGUGGAAAGUUUGGUGACCUGAUCAAUAUUUUACAUGUAUAUCUGUAUUUUUGUUAUAUUGUAAUGGGAAAAGGGUCUAGGGUUUGGGAGUUGUCUUAAAGCAAGAAGGGAGGCCCUGAUUCUUAUUUGUGCUGCUGUCCUUUGCAUUGCACUGGGAGGAUGAAGGGGCCCUAAGUGGAGCUGGCUUACAUCCUUUGGGGUAUCCACCACACUGAUCAGAGCAUAAAAGGGCAGUAGUAUAAAUAAAAGCAAACAGUUAGCAAAUGACUGGUUUGUACAAUCAUCUGAAAUGAAUUUCAUGGUAUUCUUACUGUGCACAUACUGGCCAGUAACAUCCACAUGUUCUUAGUUUAGAAAUAGAGGUUGAACAGACCUGCUUGGGUUUUACCAGGUUUGAAAUAUUUCCUUAUAUUGGCUGUCCUUUGCCCAACACUGUCUACAAAGACAAUGUGCUAAGAGAUUUGUACUUCUAGGUAAUGGCCAGCCCAGAAAUCUCACAAAAUUAUCCAAAAUGCUAUUUUUAUGGUAGUUCUUCUUAAAAUACUUGCUAGCCUUUAUCAUAACUUGGAUCCCUUUUACUUGAUGAUAUAAGCUGGGGUUGUGACAAUCUACUGAAGUCCCCUGUGUCCUGACUGCACCCCAGCUGUGUGCAGUGUCACUCUGUGAGUUUGGGGCACAGAGCUGAAGCCAGCACCUCCUGCCUUCCCUGACUGUGGUGCUACUUGGCAGGGAGAGCCUGGCACGGCUCUGCUGCCCCAGUCCUGCAGAGCUCCCUUGCUGCCCCUGCAGGUUCUGUGGGAGCAGCAGCCCCCCUGCAUGGCAGGGAUGCAGAGCCAACUUCUCCUUCAGAAAAAGUGUGAGGAAAAGGAAAUAUUCAGGAAAUGUACUUUCCUUCUGAAAUUUGUACACUGCAGAGCCUAAUGAGAACAGAUUUUGUACCAGCCUUGUGGAUGCCUGUCUAACCCCUGCCACUCAAAAGGCAGCAGCUGAACUUCAUGAUGCUCUUGUCCUCUAAAUGAAAAAAUAAUUGGAGUCCAGAAGAACAAAUGGGAUAUCCCAGUACUGCUAAAAGAAAGGCAGUUCUAACCAAUGCAAACAUUCAUACAUUUCAGUUUGUAAAGUGAAUUACUCUAUGGUUAUUUGCUCAGUUUGGAAGAGACAGCUCUCCAUAAUGUGACAAUUUCACGCCAGGUCACAAGUACUGAUCAGAAUUUGCUGUCAUUAGGAAAGAACAUGAAUUUGUAAGGACAUGCUGCACUGACAUGCAGUGGCUAAUGAAUUCCUUCCUGCUUUGGGAAUAUAACAGAUUAUGCCAAAGCAAAAGAAAAAAAAGUAAUUGUUUUUUUCCUUCUCUCUUUCUUCUUUUCAAUCUUUCUUUCUUUCCUUGGGAUGCAUUUGAUAUUUAUUUUUCAACUUUGAGUUUGAGGUUUUCUUCCCAGUUACCAACGUACUGUAUUGAAAUCUGGAACAUAAAACUAACAUUUUUAAGCAAAAAGUGAUGUACAGGGAGAAAAAAAUCAGAAAGAAAAAGCACUUCAUUAUGUCACAGUAUUUCCAGGAGAAAGUGUAAAAAUUACUUCUUUUCUCACAAAAACAAAACCAUUUGGGGCCUGAUUCUUCCCUAGUGUAACUGAGCCCAGCUCCCUGAGGCUGGUGGAGCUGGGCAGUUGUGCUGGCUGAGAAACUGAACCUUAAAAUCUUCUUUGCAGACAAGGGAACCCUUACCAGCAGUACUUGAAGACUUGUGAGUUGUGACUGCAUGUUACUUGAAAGAUCUAAUUAAGCUAUGUUUUUUGGUGCAAGCAGUUGUUGUACAUGAUUUCAUGUUUAUGUAGCAAGAUGCAUUGAAAUGUUGAUACUAGUAUUGAAACAUACAUGUAAAAAUUGUCGUUGUGGAAAUUGUCUGUUCUGUUCUAUUUUUCUUGUGUGUCUCAUCUGUUUAGAACGUAAAACUUUCUUUUUUUUUUUAUUGUCCUAACUGAAUAAGGCUAAAUGAAUACUGUAAUUGAAAAUAUAUUUUAAAUCUUGUCAUGAGUUUUUAAAAAGACUAUUACAAAUUGUAUCAUUCCUGAUUACACAGAACUUUGUGGGUGGUUUUAAAUAAAUUUUAUACUUCUAUUUUGCA